This is a messenger RNA of Diaporthe batatas, 1275 nucleotides long. RefSeq lists its product as uncharacterized. The coding region runs from base 1 to 1275 and encodes 424 amino acids. The transcript is spliced from 2 exons. Lineage: Eukaryota; Fungi; Ascomycota; Sordariomycetes; Diaporthales; Diaporthaceae. The record is from RefSeq and is a predicted model, not a curated record.
AUGCCCUACGCGUCCAUCUUCCCGGCCUCGGGCCUCAUCAGCCUCCCCACUAUCACCCUCUCGUCCGCCGACAAGCUGUUCCUCUUCCUCUUCGUCUUCCGCUACCUCCGCUUCGUGGUGCACUUCGUCACGGGCUGCUUCCUCUACAAGCCCGCCCCGCAGAGGGACAAGCCGCGCUACACCAACCGCGACGUGGCCGUCAUCAUCCCGACGGUGGCGCCCUACACCAAGGAGUUCAUCCGCUGCUGCGAGACGGUGCUGGCCAACCGGCCGCUGUACGUGGUCAUCUGCGGCGUGGGCGACAAGAUGCGCGACUACAUCAGCGACGUCGUCGGCGCCCACCGGCUCCGCGAGCGCUUCCCCGACACGGAGAUCAGGGUCGUGCGCACCAGCAGGCCCAACAAGCGGCAGCAGGUCGCCCGCUCCAGCCUCGAGGUCGACCCCUCCCGCGCCGCCAUCUGCAUCAACGCCGACGACCACGUCUACUGGAAGCCCACCUUCCUGGCCCGCCUCGUCCCGGCCUUCGAGGACCCCUCCGUCGGCUUCGCCGGCACCAACAAGCGCGUCAUCCGCGACACCCGCGGCGGGCCCUGGGCGUCCUACACCAACUUCCUGGCCUGCACCUACCUGGCGCGGCACAACUUCCAGAUCCGCUCGGAGCCCUACCUCGACGGCGCCGUCUUCGUCGUGUCGGGGCGCACCUACGCGAUCCGCACGGCGAUCCUGCGCAGCGAGGCGUUCCGCCGCAAGUACCUGGGCGAGCGCUACCUGUUCGGCCUGCGGGGCCCCCUCAACGUCGACGAGGACAACUGCAUCACGCGCUGGAUGCUGCGCAACAACUGGCGCGUCGCCAUCCACCCGGCCAGCCUGCGGUCGCUGCACACCUGGCGCACCUACCCGUGGAGCGUGUACGCCAUCUACCUCUCGCAGCUCGUCAGCGCCGCCGCGCUGUGGGACCCGCUGCUCGUGUGGGCGCUGCGCCGCACCAGCGUCUACGUCGCCGCGGAUGAGGGGAGGCAGUCCGUCCUGCUCGCGGUUAUGGUAUCGUGGAUCCUCUUCUCCAAGAUGGUCAAGAUCGCAAUGCACUUUGUCAGGCACCCCGCCGACGUCGUCUGGCUGCCUGGCUACCUGGCCUUUGCGUACGCCCACUCCUUCAUCAAGCUGUACUGCCUGUUUACCUUUUGCGACCACUCCUGGAACGGCCGCGACCUGGCCGACCUGGACUCUGUCAUGGAGAGGGAGAGCCUCAAGCUGAAGCUGAAGCUGACGGCCUGA